AUGCAAAUUCAGAAUUUGGUUUUGAAUUUCGAGUUAUUCUGGGGAAGCUCAAAUGAGAUAAGAUAUGUUCAUUCAUCAGCAGAUCAACACAGGUUUUGUUCCUUUGUAAUAAAAUCUCAAUCACAAUUAUGGGGUCCACGCCUGCGGUCAGCUAUGGCUGCGCUCCCAACCAGACAAUAUUUUCCCGAGGAAGAAAUAAUUUACAUAUCUUCAAAUCAAGGCAUCAAAGAUGGUGAGACCAUUGUUUCAACUGGAGGAAUGUAUGAACUGGGCUUUUUUAGCCCCAGUAACUCAAACAAUCGAUACUUGGGAAUAUGGUUCAAGAAGAUAUCAACAGGUAGAGUGGUAUGGAUUGCAAACAGAGAGUUUCCAUUACUCAAUAGAACAGGCACCCUCAAAAUCAACAGAAAGGGACACCUAUUGCUUUCCUGCUGUGGCGAUACAGUAAUCUGGUCAUCCAAUUCCUCCGCGUUUGUCAGAUAUAAUAACAAUCCAGUGGCACAACUUUUGGAUACUGGAAAUUUUGUUGUAAAAGAUGGUGAUAAUAGUAGUUCUAAUAAGACAAACUUCAUAUGGCAAAGUUUUGAUUAUCCUGGUGACACCUUGCUAGCUGGAAUGAAACUUGGUAUGGACUUUGUAAGAGGCAUAAACAGGAGCUUGACAUCAUGGAAAGGUCCUGAUAAUCCUUCUCCAGGUCAGUAUGUAAGUUAUAUAGAUACAAAUGGAUAUCCACAAAUAUUAUUGAGCCAAGGUGUAGUAGUAGAUGUAAGAUUUGGACCAUGGAAUGGCAUCAGGUUUAGUGGUUUGCCUACUGAGAUGUCAAAUCCAAUUUACUCUCUUGAUUUUGUUGUCAACCAGAAGGAAGUAUAUUAUAAAUUCGAGCUGAAGAGUUCAAUUGUUCAGAUAAUACAUUUGAAGUGGGAUGGAAGCAUAUCAAUGUUGCAUUGGAACAAUCGAAGUCAGGAUUGGCUUGUGUAUACAAGUGGUCUGAUUGAUAGUUGUGGUCACUAUGGAAUCUGUGGUCCUUAUGGAAGUUGUAACACCAACACAAAUCCUCCUUGUAAUUGUAUGGAAGGUUUUGAACCAAAAAGCCCUGAAGAAUGGAACAUAGCAGACUGGUCGAAUGGGUGUAAGCUCCAAAUUCCUUUAGAUUGCAAGGGUGGGGAUGCCUUUCGGAAAGUUACUAAAAUGAAAUUUCCUGACACACGACAUUCAUGGUACAAUAGGAGCAUGACACUUGGCGAGUGUGAGAUAGCCUGCAGGAAAAAUUGCACUUGUACAGCUUAUGCAAAUUUGGAUAUCAGAAAAGGGGGGAGUGGAUGCUUGCUAUGGUUUGGUGAACUCAUGGAUCUCAAGGUCUGUGAAGAGAGUCAAGAUCUUUACAUAAGAAUGCCUUCAUCCCUACUAACAGGUCUUACAGUCUCCCAACCUGGCUUCAAUAGAAAGAUCCAAAUACUCAUCAUAGUCUUGUCAAUUUUGGUGGUCUUAAUGGGCAUGUCUGUAGUAGUGUAUGCUUUCAGGAUUAAAAGGAAAAGGUCUUACAUGAAAGGACGAGGGCGAAGGGUACACUCCAUUGAUAGACAUUAUUCAGAUGUAGAGAAGGAAGAUCUAGAGCUGAAUUUUUUUAGCUUAUCUAUAAUAACCAAGGCUACCAAUAACUUCUCAGUUGAGAAUAAGCUUGGAGAAGGUGGCUUUGGUCCUGUUUACAAGGGAGUGUUGGAAACAGGACAAGAAAUAGCUGUGAAGCAACUUUCUAGGACUUCUGAACAAGGUUAUGAUGAAUUCUACAAUGAAGUUGUUUGUGUUGCCAAACUUCAACAUCGGAAUCUUGUGAAGCUUCUUGGAUACUGCAUGGAUGGAGAUGAAAGGAUCCUGAUUUAUGAAUACCUGUCUAACAAAAGCCUGGACUUACUUCUAUUUGAUGAAACCAAAAGUUGUAUGCUUGACUGGCCUCGACGUUUUUGCAUCAUCAGUGGGAUUGCUAGAGGAAUGCUUUAUCUCCACCAAGAUUCUCGCCUUCGAAUCAUACACAGAGACCUCAAAGCAGCCAAUAUUCUGUUGGAUCAUGACAUGAACCCUAAAAUAUCAGAUUUUGGCCUUGCUAGAGAGUUUGAAGGAAACCAGAUUACAGCCAAAACGAAGAAAGUGGUUGGAACAUAUGGUUACAUAUCACCCGAAUAUGCACUUCAUGGGCGUUUCUCUGUAAAAUCAGAUGUGUUUAGUUUUGGUGUUUUGGUGCUGGAGAUAGUGAGUGGGAAGAAAAACAGAGAAUUCUCACAUGAAGAUCUCAGUGAUAACCUUCUUGGACAUGCAUGGAGACUGUAUAUAGAAGGCAAGUACCUUGACCUCAUGAGUCCAUCUUUACGUAAGUCAUGCAUUAUCUCAGAGGUGAAAAGAUCAAUACAUGUUGGGCUAUUAUGUGUACAAAAUCAUGCACAAGAUAGACCAACUAUGUCCUCUGUGGUUAUGAUGUUGGGUGGUGAUGGAUCGCUACCUCCACCUAAACAACCUGCUUUCUUUGCUGAAGAAGGUUCGCCUAAGCACUACACCUUUUCAGAAGUUGAUGAAGCAACUAUAACAUUGUUAGAUCCUCGGUAGGAAAUAAGUAUUCAUAUGCCAAAUAUUGGUGUACAUUUAGCCACCAUUAAUGGUUUUUGUGUAAUUAUGUAUCAUGAAGUUGCAUGCUUUUGUCAAUAGUAUC
This is a messenger RNA of Lactuca virosa, 2701 nucleotides long. The record is from the annotation of a GenBank genome assembly. Lineage: Eukaryota; Viridiplantae; Streptophyta; Magnoliopsida; Asterales; Asteraceae.